Protobothrops mucrosquamatus (brown spotted pit viper) is the source of this 4512-nucleotide messenger RNA. It is a transcript of the gene SHANK3, whose product is annotated as SH3 and multiple ankyrin repeat domains 3. Gene Ontology annotation, molecular function: ionotropic glutamate receptor binding; synaptic receptor adaptor activity. Lineage: Eukaryota; Metazoa; Chordata; Lepidosauria; Squamata; Viperidae. The coding region runs from base 1 to 4512 and encodes 1503 amino acids. The record is from RefSeq and is a predicted model, not a curated record. Gene Ontology annotation, cellular component: postsynaptic membrane; dendritic spine; postsynaptic density. The transcript has 17 exons.
AUGCCGGGGCUGCUGGCUGACGCUCCUUCCUCCCUUUGCCUCCCCCUCCAGUUCCGAUACAAGAGGCGCGUCUACUCCCAGCCGCUGCUGGAUGACAAGCAGUUCGCCAAGCUGCACACGAAGGCGAAUCUGAAGAAAUUUAUGGACUAUGUGCAGACCCUGAAUGCGGAGAAGGUCAGCAGGUUGCUGGAGAAAGGACUGGACCCCAACUUUCACGACCCGGACACGGGAGAAUGCCCGCUGACCAUGAGUGCCCAGCUGGAGUUCUGUGCCGAGAUGAUCAAAGCCUUGAAGAAUGGCGGUGCCCACUUGGACUUCCGCACCCGGGAAGGGAUGACGGCCCUGCACAAGGCCGUCCGAUGUCGGAACCACACUGCCCUGCGGGGCUGGGAUUGUGGGAGCCGCACAGCAGGCAAAGGACAGCCAGGCAGCACCAAGGCGACGCUGCUAGACCUGGGUGCCUCCACGGACUACAAGGACAGCCGGGGUCUGACCCCUCUGUACCACAGCGUCAUGGUGGGGGGGGACCCCUACUGCUGCGAGCUGCUCCUGCACGACUACGCCAAGGUGGGCUGCAUCGAUGAGAACGGCUGGCAGGAGAUCCACCAGGCCUGCCGCUACGGACACGUUCAGCACCUGGAGCACCUCCUGUUCUACGGGGCCGACAUGACAGCCCAGAACGCCUCGGGAAACACUGCCCUGCACGUCUGCGCCCUCUACAACCAGGAGAGCUGUGCCCGGGUUCUCCUCUUCCGGGGAGCGAGCAAGGAGAUCCGGAACUACAACAGCCAGACCGCAUUUCAGGUGGCCAUUAUUGCGGGGAACUUUGAACUGGCAGAAAUCAUCAAAACCCACAAAGAGUCCGAUGUUGUGCUGAGCAUUGGAGAAGGGGGCUUCUGGGAAGGAACCGUGAAAGGACGGACAGGCUGGUUCCCGGCAGAAUGCGUCGAGGAGGUGCAGAUGCGGCAGUUUGACGCCCGGCCAGAAACGAGAGAAGACCGGACCAAGAGGCUCUUCCGACAUUACACCGUGGGCUCCUACGACAACUUCACUUCGCACAGGCUUCGCGAGGCCAGUUUGUUGCAGAACCUCAGAACCUCUGGAAAUUCAGCGGUCCAGAUUCUUUUGAGGGUCCUGGAAGGUCCAGUCCGUGGGAAGCUGAGAUCAGCGGAAGCGGAGACCCCAAUUGAGGAGUUCACCCCAACGCCAGCUUUCCCGGCGCUGCAGUACCUGGAAUCGGUGGAUGUGGAGGGGGUGGCGUGGCGAGCAGGACUGCGCACAGGAGACUUCCUGAUCGAGGUGAACGGCGUGAACGUGGUGAAGGUGGGGCACAAGCAGGUGGUCUCGCUCAUCCGCCAGGGGGGGAACCACCUGCUGAUGAAAGUGGUCUCAGUCAGCCGCAAGCCAGAGUCUGAAGACGUGGUUCGGAAGAAAGAGAAGCUGGACGAGAUCCUGGCAGCAGCUGAGCCCUCGCUGAGACCAGACCUGGUGGAAGCAGAUUCCCGGGCAGCCACCGUGAAGCAGAGACCGACCAGCCGGCGCAUCACCCCUGCGGAGAUCAGUUCCCUCUUCGAGCGCCAGGGGAUGGCGACCCACGCUGGGCCCGAGAAGCCCCACGUCUCCCUCCGCAAAGGCCUCCCGCGGACCAAGUCUGUAGGCGAAGAUGAAAAAUUUGUGGCUUCCCUAAUGGAUGGAAAAUUUCCCCGGAGUACGUCAAUGCAAGAUACUGUCCGAGAGGGCCACGGCAUUCCGCCCCCACCACAAACCGCUCCUCCCCCACCCCCCUCCCCCUACUACUUCGACACGGGCCCACCCCCUUCCUUCUCCCCGCCCCCACCCCCAGGGAGGGUCUACGACACCGUCCGGUCCAGCUUCAAGCCAGCCUUGGAGGCCAAGCUGCACGGGCUGCCACCAGUGAUCAGUGCAGCCGAGAUGUAUGAUCAGGCCAGGGCCGGCAUCCCCUACCCCGAGCGGCAGAAGCGGGCCCGCUCCAUGAUCAUCCUGCAAGACUCCUCCCAUAUCCCCGUGGAGCCCACCGACAUUCCCCGGCCAGGCCCCUCAGCCACCCCGCCCGAGAAGCUGAAGCGGAAGGGCCGCGGGGCGGACAACCCCUACGCCAACAUGGGCCAGUUCAACAUCAGCCUCUUUGCACCCACCAAGCCCCAGCGCAAGAAGAGCCCCCUGGUCAAGCAGCUGCAGGUGGAGGACGCGCAGGAGCGGGCGGCACUCUCCGUGGUGGGGGGUUUUCCCCGGGAACCCUCCCCCACCCGGCGGGGUCACCGCCUGAGCGGGAUGGAGUUCCCCUCCCAGCAAGUAGACACCGCCAGCCUGCCCUUUGCCACAGCGGUCGCGGGGGCCAUGAAGGACCGAGAUCGGCGCCUCGACGAGAAGCGGAAAUCCACUGUCUUCCUUUCCGUGGGGGCCAUAGAGGGGAGCCCCCCCACCAUAGACAUGCCAUCACUGCAGCAAUCCCGGUCCAUCGACGAGCGUUUGCUGGGGAGCCGGGACGUUCUCCUGCCUUCCCCCGUCUCCGCUUUAAAGCCAUUCCUCAGCAGUUCCUCUUCGACGUUCAUACACCCCCUGACAGGGAAGCCCCUGGACCCCAACUCCCCCCUGGCACUGGCGCUGGCCGCAAGAGAGAGGGCCCUCUCCACCCAAGUCUCCUCCAGAGGGGCCACCCCCAUCCACAGCCCUGACUCCGACCGGGUGGCGCCCUUGUUUGUGGACAUCCAAACCAAAGACCAAGAGAGAGGCGAGCUGGAAGGCCGGGGAUCUCCCGCGUAUUCUCCAGGAGCCAAGGUGGCCACCCCCAGCUCUCUAACCCCCACCCAAAGCUCCUGGGGGAUGCCCGGAAUCGCAAGGAAAGAGGGCGAGGCACGAACUGUGACCCCGGUGAAGGAGAUGGAGAAGAAAGUAGAGGACAAGAAGGGCAUGAUCCUCAGCAUUGUGGAUACCUCGCAGCAGAAGAUGGCCGGCCUGAUCAUGGUGCACGCGACAAGCAACGGCCAAGAGCUCGGCUUUGAUGUGCAGGAGGAGAAGACCCCCAUCCCAGAGGCGGGCCCAGAGCCAGCGGAAGUGUCCAUGGCGGAGGCUCAGCCCAGUCCCGUGGGGAAGGCGCCCGUCAGCCCAGCCUUGGACAAGACUCUCGGACAAGGGAGUUCGGAGGAGGAAGUAGAGACGUACACGGUCACUCUGCCGCCUGCUCAGCUGUCCUCGAGCGAUGAGGAAACCAGGGAGGAGCUGGCUAAGAUUGGCCUGGUGCCGCCACCCGAUGAGUUUGCGAACGGGGUACUGGUCACCACCGCUGGCACACCUAUCAGCCAACUGGCUGCUCCAGCCAUCGCCCCGCCAUCCGUGCCAGCGGCAGCGGUCCCACCUUCUACCAUGGGUGGAACACCCUCAGGGAAGCCUUCUGAUGCCCCCACCGCCCCGGAGUCUGCCGCAGACUCAGGAGUGGAAGAGGUGGACACCAGAAGUUCAAGUGACCAUCACCUGGAGACCACAAGCACCAUCUCCACUGUCUCCAGCAUGUCCACGCUGUCCUCCGAGAGCGGGGAGCCCACCGACACCUACACCUCCUUUGCGGAUGGGCACACUUUUGUAUUCGAGAAGCCGCCAGUGCCUCCAAAGCCGAAACUCAAGUCCCAGACCAGCAAGGGGCCGGUAACCUUCAGGGACCCACUUUUGAAGCAGUCCUCGGACAGCGAGCUCAUCUCCCAGCAACACGCGGCCAUCCUGGCUUCCGCCAGCAUCGGCCGGCCACGCUACCUCUUUCAGCGAAGGUCCAAGCUGUGGGGGGACCCCCUGGACAGCAGGCCCAUCCACGGGCCGGAAGAUGACAAACCAACUGUGAUCAGCGAGCUCAGUUCCCGGCUGCAGCAACUGAACAAGGACACGCGCUCCCUGGGGGAGGAACCUGCCGGUGGCGUGUUAGACCCUGGAAAGAAGCCUCCCGUGGUGGCAGCACGACUUUUCAGUAGUUUAGGAGAACUAAGCACCAUUUCCCAGCGCAGCUCCGGCACCACCUACACCGUGCGUCCUGGCAGCCGCUACCCUGUGACCCGCCGCACUCCCAGUCCGGUAAAGCCUGCCCUGGAUAGGACAGACCCCCUGAGCACCGUCCGGCCCUACGGGCUCACCCCGCCCACCAUCCUCAAAUCUUCCAGCCUCUCCAUCCCACACGAACCCAAGGAGGUACGCUUCGUGGUGCGCAGCGUCAGUGCCCGGAGCCGCUCUCCCUCCCCCUCCCCUUCCCCGGGGCCCCCCCUGCAUCCCCUCCACCCCCCGCGGCCCUUCAUGCAGAAGCCCCUCCAGCUCUGGAACAAAUACGACGUGGGGGACUGGCUGGAGAGCAUUAACCUGGUGGAGCAUCGAGACAAAUUUGAGGACAAUGAAAUUGAGGGCACCCACCUGCCCGCCUUGACCAAGGAGGACUUUGUGGAGCUGGGGGUGACGCGGGUGGGGCACCGCAUGAACAUUGAGCGGGCACUCAAGCAGCUGGCAGACAGUUGA